AUCCUGCAUCCUGCCAGCAUAGUAAGUUGGAUUGGUUUAUGUUAGUUUACUCCCCUCUGUCUGCAUCCCUAAUUACAUUUCUUUCUAAUGUCUCUAUUGUAUUAUAACUACCCCUCUCUUUCUUUGGAAAAGGCAUGGAGCCUAUGUGUAGGUAUGUGUGUGUGUCGUUGGGGGGACAAACAGGGACAAAGUGAUUAUAGCCCUUCCUCCAGGGUGCACAUUUUAAACAAACACCUAUAGAAGGAACCCUUGAUUGACUUAUUCUCCCUCCCCGCCCAUGCAGGAGGAGUGUCCUCUCUCCUCCCGUAUAAAACCCAACGCACGCACCAGUAGUAAAGCAUGCAUAGAGAGACGCGGUGCUGCUACACCGACACAAAGGGAGAGACACACUGGCAGAAUCCCAGACUGUGUGUUAGUAAACCGUUUGUUUUGGGAUAACACAGAUACUCCAGACUAUCAAACUAUCUUGCGCUCUAGUAUGAGUUCAGCAGCAUCCCUGGAUUAAUCGGACUUGCAGCCUACUUGCAAAGCGCAAGUUCGCUGGCACUUUAUCGAGGACGAAUCGCGCACAGAAAGAAACGAUGGAGAGGGCCAGCCUGGGAUGGUGCGUGAUGUUAACACUCGUCCUGCACGGUACGAGGUGCAUGGCGGCCAAGGAGCUCCAGUGCCAGGAGAUUUCCGUACCUCUGUGCAAAGGAAUAGGCUACAAUUACACAUACAUGCCCAACCAGUUCAACCACGACACGCAGGACGAAGCCGGCCUGGAGGUGCACCAGUUUUGGCCGCUGGUGGAGAUAAAGUGCUCCCCGGACUUGCGCUUCUUCCUCUGCAGCAUGUACACGCCGAUCUGCCUGGAGGACUACAAGAAGCCUCUACCGCCGUGCAGGAGCGUGUGUGAGCGGGCCAAAGCUGGCUGCGCUCCGCUGAUGAGACAGUACGGCUUCCCGUGGCCAGACCGGAUGAGAUGCGACCUGCUGCCCGAGCAAGGUAACCAGGACACGCUGUGCAUGGACUACAACCGGAGCCAGACCACCACUGCUUCUCCAGUGGUGGCGAAGCCGACCAACCGGCCCCAGAAGCCGUACAACCCCAGGAAGAAGAGCGGCUACGGUCGCGGCAUCCCCGGGAAACACAAACCAGCAGCGUCACCGUGUGAGCCGGGAUGCUUCUGCCGUGCGCCCAUGGUGCCAGUGACCAGUGACGGCCACCCGCUGCACAACCGCGUCAAGACAGGACAGAUCCUGAACUGUGCCAUGCCGUGCCACAAUCCCUACUUCACCCAAGAAGAGAGAACUUUCACCGCCUUCUGGAUUGGCUUGUGGUCCGUCCUGUGUUUCAUCUCCACUUUCGCAACUGUGGCGACUUUUUUAAUCGACAUGGAGAGGUUCAAAUACCCAGAGCGCCCCAUUAUAUUCCUCUCAGCCUGCUACAUGUUUGUGUCCAUUGGAUACAUUGUUAGACUGAUUGCCGGGCAUGAGGAAGUGGCCUGCAACAGAGAAAACGGCGCCGAAUACAUCCACUAUGAAACCACGGGUCCUGCGCUGUGCACCAUCGUUUUCCUGCUUAUUUACUUCUUCGGCAUGGCCAGCUCGAUCUGGUGGGUGAUAUUGUCCCUCACUUGGUUUCUCGCCGCAGGUAUGAAGUGGGGGAAUGAGGCCAUCGCCAGUUACUCACAAUACUUUCAUUUGGCUGCCUGGCUCAUCCCCAGCAUGAAAUCCAUCGCAGUUUUGGCUUUGAGCUCUGUGGACGGAGACUCCGUGGCUGGAAUUUGCUACGUAGGCAACCAGAAUUUGGAUAACCUGCGAGGUUUUGUUUUGGCGCCGCUGGUGAUCUACCUGUUCAUAGGUACCAUGUUUCUGCUGGCCGGGUUCGUCUCGCUGUUCAGGAUCAGGAGUGUUAUCAAGCAAGGUGGCACCAAAACUGACAAGCUGGAGAGGCUGAUGAUCCGGAUAGGGGUUUUCACGGUUUUAUACACCGUCCCAGCCACUGUCAUAGUGGCGUGUUACUUUUACGAGCAGCAUAACAGACAGACGUGGGAAAUUACGCACAACUGUACUUGCAUGACGGACCCCAACAGGCAAAAGCCGGACUAUGCUGUGUUCAUGUUGAAAUACUUUAUGUGCCUCCUGGUGGGCAUCACUUCAGGGGCCUGGAUCUGGUCCGGGAAAACCUUGGACUCCUGGAGGACUUUUUGCACGCGGUGCUGCUGGGGGAGUAAAGCCUCAGCGGGCUCCAUGUACAGUGACGUGAGCACGGGACUGACCUGGAGAUCCGGGACGGCCAGCUCCGUCUCCUGUCCCAAACAGAUGCCACUGUCCCGGGUUUGAACAGGGUUGUUAUGUCAUUUGACACUAGAGACUUCAAACCAGCGCGAAUCAGCUCUUUCUGGGGAGAAAGUGGCACUAAUUUUAAAUGUUUUAUUUGGUUAAAUUGGUUUGGUAAAUUAUUCGAGGUGAGUCACCAAAUAACCAGUUUAGAUGAAACUAUGGCCAUGAGCACUACCCUAAUGUGAACCUUUUUGUUUUUGGAAUCGUGGUCAUGUUUGCUCCGUUGUGCUUAUAAAAGUUAGAAGAUCAGUUUGGACUUAUACUUAUGGAAAGUGUUUCUUCCUGGCCUUAUCCAAAUGACAUCCAUGGGUUUGAAUAGAGGGAGUUGGGUAGGGGAGGGGGUGACUAAUUGUGUUGGGAUUGUCCAUCAGCGUGUAGUAAUUAGCACAUUAAUGAGCGCCUAAUGGCUUCUCUUUAAAUAAUGAGACUGUCAGCAGCAGAACAAUGUACCUGGCACCGAAGAAUGCAGAGUCUUAUCUGGGCUUAAUUGAAUGCGCACAGCUGACAAGAUCCCCCUUGUCGAUAGGUUACAUGGUAUAGCUGAGGCACUUCUUUUUACUGUAAAGAACCGCUGUGUCUUAAACAUAAGAUUCAUAAUGAGAAUGCUCUGUUUAAAAUUGGGCCAUCCCUCGGCUGUUUUUCUCCACAACACGGAUUUACUUUAAUCAAUUGCCUUAAUACUGUCUCAUACGGGUUGCAUUAGCGCAUAAAGUGUAUUUAUAUAAUUAUUGGUGUACAUAUGUUGUACAUAUAAAAAUUUACGAGAUUGUAAAUAUGUAUAAUUUCCACUUUGAUAGAAGAUUUUAUUUUGAGAAUAAAACAAUUUUUAUUGAA
Micropterus salmoides (largemouth bass) is the source of this 3161-nucleotide messenger RNA. RefSeq names its product frizzled-8-like. NCBI's taxonomy places the organism in Eukaryota, Metazoa, Chordata, Actinopteri, Centrarchiformes, Centrarchidae. The record is from RefSeq and is a predicted model, not a curated record. Gene Ontology annotation, molecular function: Wnt-protein binding; Wnt receptor activity. The transcript has a single exon. The coding region runs from base 582 to 2327 and encodes 581 amino acids. Gene Ontology annotation, biological process: non-canonical Wnt signaling pathway; canonical Wnt signaling pathway. Gene Ontology annotation, cellular component: plasma membrane.